Molecule: messenger RNA, 1592 nt
Organism: Paramecium sonneborni
Lineage: Eukaryota; Ciliophora; Oligohymenophorea; Peniculida; Parameciidae
Source: the annotation of a GenBank genome assembly
CUGAGAUGUUGAUAUUUGUAAUUUACUAUCUCGUACAAUCGCUUAAAGAGUAGGAAAUCCUUAUAGGAUAUCCUUAGAUAAUAGAAUACUAUUCAAAUGCAGGAAUAAUAAUUGAAUAAAAUCUCACAUCUACAUCAGUAAUCGAUUUAACUACUUCUCCUUGUUAAGUUGUCUCAUAGCAACUAAUCAAUCAAAAUAUGUUAGAGUAAUCAUUACCUAUAAUUCCAUAAUAUUUGCCAGAAUAGUUUUCAUAAUAUUUUGAUGAUGGACACUUUAUAGGAUUGAUUCCUCAUAUCAUUUCAUUUGUUAACAUAGAUAAUGAUGUUAUAAUUUUGACAAAUUAAGCAGAACUUAUUUACAUUCGAUUCUUAAAUGAAACUUUUAUUGUUUCGGACAAAAUCAAUCUCAACAUUAAUUUGACUAUACUAUAAUAUCCCGCAUUUAUGGAAAUAAUUACAAAUCAGCUUAUUAUAAUUAUGUAUUCAGAUACUGUAGGUAUUACUUUAGAUGUGAAAUCAACGAAGAUCUUUUCAAAAUCUUUUAGAAUAUAUGAAUCAUUUAAUACUACUAAAAUCUCUAGUGUAGCUAUUGUAAAUAAUAUGAUAUUUAUUGCUAUGGGUAUUGGAGGUUUAAAAAUAUUCUAAUUAAAUGGAUAAAUUUUAGGUUCGAUUGAUUUUUUAUAUUCAAUUAACAAUGCUACUGAUUUAAAAGUAUUUCAUUAAUUUGAUGUUUAUUUUAUCUAUUUACUUGAUUAUGAUCUCGGUGUCACUUCUUUUAUUUAUAAUCCAAAAUCUACUCUCAUUUACAAAAAUGAAAGACUUGAUACUAUUCCUUAUUCUGGAGAUAUUAUUGAUAUUCAUAAUAACAUUAUGAUGAUUGCUAGUUAUUAAAACUAAGAAACUAUUAUUCAUGAAAUAUAAUUAAAUUACACUGAUUUUAGUUGGAAGUAAGUAAAUACUCAUAUAAUUAAUUAAAUCAUUGUUGAUAUAGAUAUUUUGGAUCAUAUUGCCAUUACUAUAGGAUAAAAUGGAAAUACUGUUAUCUUCCAUUCCAUUCCAUCUUAAUAUCAAAUUAAACAAUAACACUUUAUUAUGCCAUCAUUACUUAAAUUAAAUUUUAUUAAAUCAAAAGGAUCUUUGUAUCUUAUUGGUGUUAGUCUUCAUAAUUUCUAUUAUUCAAAAUUAGAGUUGAAAUAAAGUUAUUUAUAUUGCUAUUUUGAAUUUGAAUAAGAAAUUAUGUUGUCUUAUUCUCAAAUUUCAAAAUGUAAAUAAUCAGAUACUAUAUGCAAUUAUACUCAAGAAUAUAUUAUCAAAUCCAUCAAACCUAUUAUUACAACUGAAUAAAAUUUCUAAAUUUAUUUAAUUUUAAUCUUUGUUGUAUUAGCUUUUAUCAUUAUCAUAAUUGUACUAAUUAGAUAGUUCAAAAAAUAUAAUGAUUUCGUUCAUAAUUUAGAUUCAACAUGUCCAAAAUCAAAUGAAAUUACAAUGUAAACUUAUGAAAGCCCAACAAAAAUAAUAAAAUUUAAUUAAACUGGAGCACAUACCUCAUAGUUCUCUAUAAUCAGUAAUAUGAAUAGAUUGUAGUAAAUUUGA